Molecule: messenger RNA, 918 nt
Organism: Centrocercus urophasianus (Greater sage-grouse)
Lineage: Eukaryota; Metazoa; Chordata; Aves; Galliformes; Phasianidae
Gene: CCNO
Product: cyclin O
Exons: 3
Coding region: 1-918 (305 amino acids)
Biological process (GO): mitotic cell cycle phase transition; regulation of cyclin-dependent protein serine/threonine kinase activity
Cellular component (GO): cyclin-dependent protein kinase holoenzyme complex; centrosome; cytoplasm
Molecular function (GO): cyclin-dependent protein serine/threonine kinase regulator activity
Source: RefSeq, a predicted model, not a curated record
AUGGUGGCGGCAGCGAACGGGCGGCGGGGAGCCACCCCGCAGCGGCUGAAGAGCGGCGCCGGGCCAAGGUACUGCCCGGCGCUCCUGCGGCGGCGGCGGCGGCGGCGGCUGGAGGAGGAGGCGACGAGCGCGGAGAGCCGCCUGGAGCUGCAGACCUUCCGCGAGUACGGGGAGAGCUGGUACCGCUCCCGCAAGGCGCUGGAGAGCCGCUUCCAGCCGCGGGAGCCGCUUGCCCGGCAGCCGCAGGUGACGGCGGAGGCGCGCUGCCGGCUGAUCAGCUGGCUCAUCCCCGUGCACCGCGAGCUGGGGUACUCCUUCGAGGCGCUCUGCCUGACUGUCAACAUCAUCGACCGUUUCCUCGACACCACCCCGGUGGCCGCCGACUGCUUCCAGCUGCUCGGGUCCACGGCGCUGCUCCUCGCCUGCAAGCAGGUGGAGAUGCACCCCCCCAGCGUCAAGCAGCUCCUCGCCCUCUGCUGCGACGCCUUCAGCGGGGAGCAACUCCGCAACCUGGAGUGCAUCGUCCUGCACAAGCUGGGUUUCAGCCUGGGAGCGCCCACAGUCUCCUUCUUCAUCGAGCAUUUCACCCGGGUGCGGCUGGAGGCUCCGGGCGCCGACUCCGACGAAGCGGCGGACGCGGGGAGCCUGGCGCGGGGCGUAGCGGAAAUCAGCCUGGCCGACUACACCUUCACCAAGUACCCGCCGUCGCUGCUGGCCGCGGCCAGCCUGGGGCUGGCGGACCGGCUGCUCCGGCACAGCAGCCCUCUGGACCUGCGGGUCAGCGGAUACCGGCGGCGGGAGCUGCGGGACUGCAUGGCUGAGCUGCGGCUGCUCGUGUCGCUCAACGCCGCGGCGCUGCCGCUCGUGCUGCCCGCGGAGGUGGUGCGGAAGUGCCUGUGGCUGAGGGACGGCGACUGA